This is a messenger RNA of Penicillium manginii, 2220 nucleotides long. RefSeq lists its product as uncharacterized. The transcript is spliced from 2 exons. Gene Ontology annotation, molecular function: zinc ion binding; DNA binding; DNA-binding transcription factor activity, RNA polymerase II-specific. Gene Ontology annotation, biological process: regulation of DNA-templated transcription; DNA-templated transcription. Lineage: Eukaryota; Fungi; Ascomycota; Eurotiomycetes; Eurotiales; Aspergillaceae. Bases 1 to 2220 code for a protein of 739 amino acids. The record is from RefSeq and is a predicted model, not a curated record.
AUGAGCUCUUGGUCAGAUACAUACGGUCCGCCUCGGAAGAGAAUGCGAAAGGGAACGAAAAGCUGCAUUGAAUGUAUGUUCGGAGUGUUCUCGUGGCGCUUGCUUGCUUUUCCUAUAUUGAUUUCUAACGUAGGUCGACGUCGGAAGAUCCGCUGUACUUACAUUGCCGAUCACCCUAAUGUCUGCAACGAAUGUCGUUUUCGGGGGUCCAAAUGUGUCGACCAGGAACAUGAUGAAGAUGACCGGAGUAAAGCACCAGGGUCUGAACGGGGAGAGCAGCGUUAUAGUCUCCGGGAGCGGGUGGCUCAGUUGGAGAAUGUAGUGCAGGGCCUGGUUAAACGAUUGGAUCAGCAAAGCCCUGCUGUUAGUUCACCGGCUGAUAACCCCACAAUCGGUAAUACGUCUCCCGCUUCGGUCGAGUCGGACAAACUUGGUCCGUCGAGCAUUCAGAUACAAAAUGCCCCGGUCAUGCAGCUUUUCGACAAUUAUCUUGUCAGUCGACAGGAAGACCUAUCUAGCAAUGAUCAGUUCGCCGGAAUCAAGGACAUGUCACCAAAGGCCCGCGCCGUGCGGGCUGAACUCUUAUCCUUGCUGCCGCCCCAGAAGGACAUAUGGAAGAUAAUCAAUGAGGGUUCGAAACUCUGGUGUGUCUGGGAGGAAAGCUUCCCCGAAAUACAAAGCAUUUUUGAUCACAAAUGGGACUCCUGCGGAAGUCUCGUGGCCCCUGCCGACAUAGGGAAGGCAAUUGUCUGCCUCUGCAUGAGUGCUCUUCAAUCUCCGAAAAGUUUUGACUUUGAUAGUCUGCUUGUACCGAUUGAACCAGAAGAAUUCUCAACUCGUUUGACAGGAGCUGUGGAUCGCUUAGUCGUCCGUGAUGAUGACUUCGCAGCAACGCUACCGGGAAUCGAGUGUCAAAUGCUUGUGGCCAAAUUUCAUUUGAACGAAGGUCGUCUUCGAAAGGCGUGGCUGGUUACUCGUAGGGCUAUUGAAUUUGCCCACUUGGCUGGUAUGCAUCUGUCAACUCGAACUCGCAGCCCGCGAGACACCCUCUUCGCGAGACGACAGAAGAUAUGGUGUUCCUUAAAUUGUUCAGAUAGGUCGCUCAGUCUGAUUCUUGGACUACCUUACGGAGUGGCUGAAGCGAAUUUCUUACCCCAAAUUGAGCAACGCCUGAAGGAUGGACCUAAUGCGCCGGCUGAAGAGUACCUAUUUCGGAUCGGUGUAAUCUGCGGACACAUGGUUGACCGCAACCAGAACCCAGCCGAUAUGUGCCUUGAGACUACUCUCAAACUGGAUUCUGAGCUUGAUAACGCAUGGAAAUCGAUGCCUAGCAGUUUCUUUGGCGUCGAGCUUGGGCCCGAUGAGCGACAAGAACAGUUCCAUGCGCGAAUUCCCUUGCAGUUCAUGCCAAAGGUAUUACGAGCGCUUUUGCAUUUGCCCCUCAUGCUGAAAUACCCAUAUGAACCACGAUUUGCCUUCUCCCAACGAAUGGCAAUCGAAUCCGCGCGCGAGGCACUGGCGCUCUACAAGGUGCUGCGAGCGAUGACUCGAUCAUAUCUAUGCAAAAUGAUUGAUUUCCUUGCAUUCACGAUGGGAAUGCUGCUCAUUGUACAUUUGUAUGGUGAUUCUGAUGAAUAUCCGGAACACAAUAAAGAAGAAGAUGAAUCCGACUGGAAAUUAGUAGGGGAAGUGGUCGAUAUUCUUCACCAAGCGAGGCAAGAAAAGGGUGGCUCCGUGGCAGCAGAAUCCUCCAAUAUCCUGGGGGAGAUCUACCGUACAAGGUCGCAAGUGCGAGAAUUCUCCCCUAUAACCUGCAAGAUUACAGUGCCUUACUUUGGAACCAUCACCGUGGGUGCUGGAACCAAGUUCCCUCGGCAUGUUGACGGGCUUCAGGGUGAUGUCGUGAGCGGUCCAUCACCAGAGAGCCUAGCAACCAAACCACCGCCGGACCAGCUGUACACUCCGCCACUAUCUGAUCCAGAGGGGAUGUCUACGUGUCAGUCGGACACGUUUGGUGUCAAUAUGCCAGUCCCAAGCGCUCUGGGGAUAGACUGUCCGCCCGAGGCUCUACCAGGAGACGGUGUCGUAACGUCGGAUUUCCCAGGCCCAGAGCUCAAUGCAUUCACUGGGCUAUUCGAUGAUCUUGGUCAAAUCUCGUGGCCAGCUCCUAAUGUUGAUUUGGGAUUGGACCAUGGAUGGAAUCUGGAUUGGUUUAGUUAG